This is a messenger RNA of Coffea arabica (coffee), 4115 nucleotides long. Lineage: Eukaryota; Viridiplantae; Streptophyta; Magnoliopsida; Gentianales; Rubiaceae. The record is from RefSeq and is a predicted model, not a curated record.
UCUCUUGUAGGGUUUAAGACACUUCCAUGCCUGCCUUCCACAGCUUAAACUUUAAUCCCAACUCUCCAGAAACGCUUCAGUUCCUUUUCCAUCGCAGAUAGAAGCUUAUGGGAGCACAGAAAUUUCCAGUUUUGUUCCUCUAUGUGGCUUAUUAACUGCCAAUUCCAUGUGGUGUGUUUCUACAUUCAGGUCAGUUUCCCAAAGAAAACUCUUCGGAAACAGUCAAUUUAUACGGUCUCGGGCAGUUUCAGCGCUAACUCAGUUGACCCCAUGUUACUCGGACUCAAGUGCUGAUGAAUCAAUUUCAAUCCCUGAUAAAAGUGACACUAAAAUCGAUGAUCCUGUUUGGGAGCUAAAUUCAUGUGGGGUCAUUGAAAUCCUCAAUAAUUUGAAAAAAGAACCCAUUUCUGCAUUGCAAAUAUUUAGGCAAUUGAAGGAGCGUGGGUUUAAGCAUGAUGUUGGGACCUAUGUUGCUAUUAUUAGGAUAUUAUGUUAUUGGGGUAUGGAUAUGAAGUUAGAUUCUGUACUGUUGGAGGUGAUUAAGUCGAGAAAAGAGCAUUUGGGUUUUGAUAUUUCGGAUUUGUUUGAAGCGUUGGUGGAAGGACUAAAUGUUGAGGGGUCGAAUUUGUUGGCUCGGGCUCUUGAAGCCAUGGUUAAGGCGUUUGUUACUGUGGGUAUGUUUGAUGAGGCUAUUGAUACUUUGUUCCAGACGACAAGGCGUGGUUUUGGGGUGUCUUUGUUGGCGUGUAAUUAUCUGUUGAACCGGUUGGUUGAGUGUGGAAAGGUGGAUAUGGCAGUGGCUAUGUAUAAGCAGUUGACGAGGUUAGGUUUGAGUCCAAAUGUUUACACUUACGGUAUUGUGAUUAAGGCAUUCUGUAGGAAGGGUACUCUGGAGGAAGCUGUUGAUGUGUUUGAGAAGAUGGAGGAAGCUGGUGUGACCCCAAAUAAUUUUACUUAUUCCACAUAUCUGGAAGGGCUUUGCUCACAUGGACGAUCAGAUUUGGGUUAUCAAGUGUUGAUAGCCUGGAGUAGAGAAAGUGUGCCUAUUGAUGCAUAUGCUUAUACGGCUGUGCUGCGUGGUUUUGUUAAUGAAAAUAAACUAAAAGAAGCAGAGGAGGUAUUGCUUAAGAUGGAGGAGCAUGGACUAAUGCCUGAUCAAUUUUGUUAUGGUGCCUUGAUUCGAGGCUAUUGCGAGGUUGGAAAUAUAAUUAAAGCUCUGGCUUUCCAUAACGAAAUGGCAGCUAAAAAUAUCAGAACUAAUUGUGUAAUUGUCAGCUCAAUUCUUCAAUGCCUGUGUCAGAUAGGCAUGUUUGGUGAGGCAGUCGAUCAGUUCAAGAGCUUUAACGAUGUAGGAAUUUACCUUGAUGAGAUUGCAUAUAAUGUUGCAAUUGAUGCUUUAUGCAAACUUGGAAAAGUGGAAGAAGCUGUGAGAUUGCUAGAUGAGAUGAGGCGUAAGAAAAUGGUUCCAGAUGUUGUGAACUACACCACCUUGAUUAAUGGGUGCUGUCUUGCAGGAAGAGUUUCCUGUGCAUUAGACUUACUUGAGGAGAUGGAGCAGAAUGGUCUGAUGCCUGAUAUUGUUACCUAUAAUGUUCUUGCCGGUGGGUUUUCUAGAAACGGAUGUGUUAAAGAGGCAUUGGACCUUGUAAAAUACAUGAAAGAGCAAGGUGUGGCACCAAACACCACAACAUACAACAUGAUCAUUGAAGGCUUAUGUAUUGGCGGGAAGGUAAAGGAAGCUGAAAAGUUUUUUACUAGUUUGGAAGAUAAGUGUUUAGAAAAUUAUGCUGCUUUGAUUGAUGGCUAUUGUGAAUCAAAUCACACAGAAGCGGCCUUUAAACUAUUCCUUAGGCUUGCAAAGCAUAGAGCUGUGGUAAAAAGAAGUUCUUGUCUAAAACUUCUCAGUUGCCUUUGCACAGAAGGCGAAUAUAACAAAGCUAUAAAGUUAUUUGAUUUAGUGCUGUCUUCUGUUGAAGGCCCUUGUGAGAAAAUGUGUACUAAAGUUAUUGCUGCUCUCUGUGGUUCUGGAGAUAUGAAGAAGGCACGGUGGGUGUUUGAUAAUAUGGUUGCCAAGGGGUUAACUCCAGAUGUUAUUACCUACACAAUAAUGUUGAAUGGUUAUUGUAGGGUGAAUUGCUUAAAUGAGGCUUGUGAUCUUUUUAAUGAUAUGAAGGAGAGAGGUAUAACUCCUGAUAUCAUCACUUACACUGUUUUGCUGGAUGGAUAUUCAAAGAUUAAUUUUAGAAGGGAAAAAAGAUUUGGAAAGGAAGGCCAAAAGAAAGACAUUUCUCCUUUAUUGGUUGAAAUGAAGGAGAUGAAUUUGAAAGCUGAUGCCAUCUGUUAUACUGCUUUAAUUGACAGUCAUUGUAAAUCGAACAAUCUUCAAGAUGCUAUUGACCUUUUUAAUGAAAUGAUUGAUAUUGGUCUAGAACCUGAUACUGUAACUUAUAGUGCCCUGCUAUGUGGGUAUUGUAAGAGGAGAGAUGUGGAUAGGGCUGUAAGUCUAGUCAAUGAGAUGUCAUUAAAGGGAAUAGAACCAGAUAGCCACACCAUGUCAACAUUAUACCAUGGUAUCUUAAAGGCCAAGAAAGUACAGUUCCGGCAUAAGAAAUCUGCUGACUUUACUGGUAUGGGAGAUUGAAGGAGCAGAUAACAUAUUUGUGGGAAAUGGGAAUAGCACUGUCUUUGAGGCCUUCUCAAGUCUUACACUGCCUGAUACAGUUGAUUUGGCAAGAGGAACAAGCACCACGAAGUUUAGAUCACACUCUGCCCAGGAACAUUAGAAUGUAAAACCAGGAGAUCAAGGAGUUCAGAUUGCUUACAUUCUUGAGAUUCAGUGAGCAGGUCAAAAGCAAAUUAGAGCUCUAAAAGUUGUCCCUUCCUGCAUGAUGUUUUCCACCAUUUGAGUACUUAAACAGGUUAUUAGAUCACAGUGGUUUAUGUUGAUCAGCAAUCCUUGGUAAAUUGAUAAGAAUGCUGAUGAGUGUCCCAUGCAGCUAUUCUAUGUAGAUUCCAUCUUUCAAAUUGAAUUGCUUUUGUCAAUCAUGACAUGCUGAUGAGAAACGUGAAGUGAGAAAUUCAUCAGUUUGAAAUCAUUUUUUCAGGGAAAUUAAGUAGGCUGCAAUUAUGGCCUUUCUGGAGAGAAAUUUCUUUUAAUGAUGGAGUCAAUAGAGAGAAGCAUAACUUCGAAAUGUUAUAACCAUCCCUAAUUUAUCCAUGAAGCUUUUUUUUCUUAUCUGAAAAAGAUCAAACUGCAAUAGAAGUUGGAAGGCGCAAGAGAAGGUAUGCCUUUCAGGUUUGUUGUUGAAAAUUAGUUAUAUCACAUCAAUAACAACAUUGCCUUAUGCCAAGUGAUUUUGUGUGUUCUUUUAGAAUCUAAAAGGAGAAAUGCCAAGUCAAGUCAAUUGUAAACCCAAGAGUCUAAGGGAGAGACAAUUUUUAUUGGCAUUUGAUAAUAGGCCAGGAGCCUAAUACAUUGGUUCAUUGCAUCUUAGAUGUGAAAUACUGAUGAAUGACCCAGAAUAUACAUAAGAUCAUGCCAAUCAGAAGCUUGUAAAAACAAAUGCAUCCACAAGGUUAAUCAAGAGACUUGCAAAGCUCUUGCCUGGUUUCUGUGUAUGACCGCAGGCUUUUGCUGCAAAAUUUCAUGACGCGAGGAUUGUAAGUGCCCUGAUCAAUCCUAAGCCCGGAAUCUUCAUACUGUUGCUCAGAUAUUGGAGCACCAUGUUUCUGAUACUUCUGGCUGGCGGAUGCAAAUAUUUUGUGCUUCUGCUGGAGGAUUAAAGUAGUAUUUUAAAGACUUCGGCUAUCAUUUGGCCAAGCUGAAGCUUGGAUAUCCUUCAGCAAUCUGCUAGUCCUCCGUCCUAGUUAUGUUGUUAUUUGUGCAUAGCGAUGGCUGACAUUAGUAGAAGCUCAAAACCUUGCACAUACUGCAUCAACUUCCCUCACAAGUUAGUAUAGAAGUCCAUUGUACCUUGCAAUACGAAAAAACAGGAAGCAAAAUGAGUUUGAGACAGAUAACAGGAUUCUCGUGUUGUUGAUUCUGUUUGUUAAUGUGUGGGGAUUGUACUUUCAAGGCAUCAAAUAAAAGAGUUUCCGAUCUUCUAUGGCUCUCA